ACAUUUUCAAUUCACCCACAUCUGCAACAGCGGCUGCCGUAUGGUGUCGUCGUUCAAUGACCUUUGUAAUGGUCAGCUAGUGGACGCAAGAUCUGCCUUCGUCCGCCGGGGUAUAUGUGUGCACUUCUAUAAGUAUGCCUGAAUAUGUGCAAAUGUUGUUGACACCUAGUAUUCGACUUGUCGAAUAGAGAGGGAACGAACUGAGCCAGCUCCCUUAGAGGCACAGAGUCGGUGUACCGGUGUCUUCCUAUCGAUCACUGCUUCCCUGAGAACACCGCGCAUUGAAACUGAAGGCUAGAACCUCAUGCCCUUAGGAGGAUCUUCAACGUUAUAUUGGAACAAUGUCGAAUUCAGACACGGACGUGUGCUGUCGCCAAAAUACUGAUUACUCCGUCGUGUUGAUUGCUGGCUAGGUAUAGGACAGUACCAGUUUUAGGGUCAGAUGUCCCGUGAUCAAAUCGUAGCGUCAAAAGAACGCCACGGAUCACACAAUGGAGUAAUGCCACACAAUGGUCACCACUACACGAACCAAGGACAUCACGGCAUCAGUCACCAUUCUCAUUACAACAAUAACAACCAGCAUUCUAACAACGAUAUGAACGGCCACGGAAACCAUCACAACGGAAAUAGUAACAACAGAAAUCAGGCAUGGGGUUUCAGAGCCCGGGGGGCCAAUCGGCCCCGUCCUGAUAACAUUGGCUCGACGCAGAAUAUUUACCAAUAUCCUCACUGCGUUGCGCGUUUCGGUGGACUGCCAUGGAAAAAACCAGAAAGACAAUACAAACCUGGAGUUGAAGGACUAACAGAAGAAAUAGAAGACUUUUUCAAGUACAUAACUCCCACUAGCGAAGAGCACGCAGCACGAGAGUCCAUUGUCAAUCAAUUAAAGGAACUUAUAACGGCGAAAUGGCCAGAGGCGGAGCUUCAUGUGUUCGGCAGUUUCCGGACAAAUCUUUAUUUGCCAACGGGGGACAUCGAUUUGGUCAUCCAGGGUAGUUGGGGUGAUAUCCCGCCGCUGUUUGACCUCGAACGCUUCUUGGUGGAGCAAGGAUUUUGCGAACGUUCUACUCUCCGAGUACUUGACAAGGCCACUGUACCACUGAUCAAGUUCCGGGAUAGAAAAACAGAUAUUGCCGUAGACAUCUCCUUAAAUCAGGUGAACUGUAUUAAGGCGGCGGAUUACAUCUUGGAUUCCACCAAACGCUUCCCUUGCCUUUCGCCGCUCACAAUGGUGCUAAAACAAUUUUUGAGUGAGCGUAACCUGAAUGAAGUGUUCUUUGGCGGAUUGUCAAGCUAUAGCCUGGUCCUUAUGAUUAUAACCUUCCUUCAAAUUCACGAAAAGCAGGAGAUGGUGACAAGUGAAAAACCUAAUCUCGGCCAGCUUCUGUUGGACUUCCUAUAUUUUUUCGGCAUAAAAUUUGAAUAUGAGAUCUUUGGCCUUCGAGUUAAGCAAGGCGGUAAACUGGUCAAAAAGGAGGAUCUGCGUCGUGACAUGGUCUACGCUUUGGCUGGUGCGAUAAACCCAGCUCAAGUGGGCAUUAAUCCCUCUCCGCAAUGCAUGCUCACCAUUGAAGAUCCUGUAACGCCUGGAAACGAUGUCGCCAGAGCCUCGUACUCAGUAGGCACAAUCAAAGAGGAGUUUAGGCUUGCUUAUAAUUAUCUCCAGAAAGGCGUUAUUGAAGAGCGGGACCCCACUCAUAGCAUACUGGGUCGUAUUAUCCGAGUGACGGACCCGGUGGUAUACCAGCGUCUUCGUAUACGGCACUGCCAACGCAACCCUGACUUGCGCGCAGCAGCCAAUAACAACAACAACGGCAACAACAACAACAGCUUCAAUCAAGAAAUAAAGGAUAUGAGUCUCACAUACGAUAACAAUAUUGCCACAGUGACAACCAGUAAUAACGCUUACAGCAGGAUGAACAGUACAGGUAAUCAUAAAAAUGGUGGAAACAACAGAUCGAAUGGAGUGCAUAAUGGAUGUUCGCCAGGGCGGAAAUCUGGGGUAGGCCCAAAUAAAAGACGAAAUAACAGUGAAGUGGCACGCGAAUCAAGUUCAUCGGCAGUGAUAUCACCGCAUGAUAACAUUGCAGCUGGUGGCGAUAGCCAUUCCACCGUCUGUUCGCCGUCCGGUACCUAUCGCCGUCCCGCUACGCCAACGUGUGGCCCUAAGGACAUCGCUUUGGCUACUAGUCACCAUCACAGCAGGCAGAAAAAUAAGGAUCAAAAUAAAAAUCUGUCAAAAAACCACGCUGUCAGCGAAGAUAGUGAUCAAACCCAGGACGGUGCAUCAGUAGUAGAACGGGCAAAUGAGCGAUUUACAUCCGAUUCAGCAUUUGCCACAGAAGAUUCGUCGAAAACAGCCUCGGCAGCUUCUGGGCCAACCACUAAUAAAAAGACAAGCAAAGACCUUAGCAGCAUUGGCAGUUUCGAUAUUCAAAACGGAUGCGCUAACGAAAAAAAAAAUGAAAAACGUUCAUCUCACUCCGCCAGUAACAACAACGACAAGCAAAAUAUCUGCGCUUUCGCAUCUUCAAACCAAACGGCUUUUGACAGUUUAACUUCUGAUUCGUCAUUAAAUUGGAUAAAUGAGAGCACCGUCGCGACUGGCUGCGACUGUGACGGUAGUAGUAUUACUAUUACUGCUACUGGCGGGGUUAGUGAAAGCGUCAACAGAACCAAUCACCACGCAGCAUCAGGCGUCGACCAUCAGUUAUCCACAGGUCUUAUACAACAUUUGCAGCAUCCGGUGGAAACCAUCCGGCGUACGCAAGAAAAUCACUUAGAAGAACAAGAGAUCUUUGACAGAAUUAUUCUCGGCGAUGUAGAUGAGCCAUAAGUAGUUUUGUGCCAGAAAUCUGUGAACAUUUCGCUCCGAUGUGGCAGUUAAAAUGACCUGAGUUUCUUUGUUCGUCUUUGCCGAGACAUCGUCUGCCCUGCUUCCUGGUGAUAACUUGUAUAUAUGCUGUAUAUAGGACCUAGAAGGAACGCGUGAUAAGGAAACCAGAAUUGUUGUUCGGAAUUCUCGACCUUUAAACUGAGAUUAUUCUAGUAGGCCUUACGGGGCACACGGUUCACGAGAUGAACAAGAACUCUAUUAUUAUUAUUAUUAUUUGAAUAUUUUAGUACCUUGUUGCUGGGUAACGUUCUCUAUUGAUCUAACAAUAUUAUACUAUUAGGGACUAUAAAUGAGGACAAAAAAGGAAAAAAAAAUAGAACCUAAUACAGAAUACGACCAAAUAUUGCAGACACAUUUAGCUAGCGUACAUAAAUUGUGCCAUUUAUCUAUGAUAGGGAUUUCUCCCGGAGGCACACAGACAUUCGAAAAAUAGGAGGUGAAGUGUAAAAUGGUUCACUGGCCUCAAAAAAAUAGAUUUAUUAUAUAUUAUAUAUUAUUAUGUGUGAAAAGCGCCGCUUCGAUAAAGAGGUUGAUUGCCUGCAGUGAUACCCAUGACAUGUUCGUAUUAGUGCAUAUGCACACAUAUAAUACAAACAGAUAAUAGUAAUACUAACGGAAACGAAUCGUGCUUCAACAGAGAUAGUUCUGAAGUGCUGACAUAAGUUUACCAACACAAAAAUAACGAUUCCAAGUACAAACAAAAAAAAAAAGUAGAAAACGUCCUAAAACUCGUUUGACUCAUUUUCGUAUUGAUAUUUUUGAUCUAUUAAUUACUUAGUUUCUUUCGAGAGUGUUCGAAGUACCCGUCGUUGUAAAUUACAAUAUUCUGCUCCUAAUUCACCUUAAUGACCGUGCUUCUAGAGCAGAAAGUGUUCUGUAAGGAACUAAAGAGACGGUAAAAUAAUCGCGAAAGGUGAUAGGUCGUACCGCCUAAAACAAAAACGUCCCCCAGUUACCCAGAACAUCACCUCUAUAAAAAGACAUGUCUAUAUAAAGACGAUUUACCCAACCGAAGAGAUGAAAGAUGUAUCGAAUGAGAUACCCAUGCUUCUAUAUUACGUCAUGAUUACCUCGAUAUUAUUAUUAUUACUAUUGUUAUUUUUUCAUGAUAGGUUUGCAAAACAGAUAUAUAGAACAUACUUGGCUGGCGUACAUAACACAAACGCGCAAAGGAACGAAUCCUAAUAUUUUCAAACGGCGUCUGAACAUAGACAACAUGUCAUUUGUCAGCUUCUCCUUUUCGCGCUUCUGUCAAUAAAGACCGAGAUUUAUAAGCGGUUAAAUGUUAUUGCCGAAUGGCAAUUAGAUGCAUAUAUUAGAUACCUCUGGCGGAUCCCCCCUUUGAAGGUCAUCGUCAGCAGUAAAUGUACACUAAACAGGAAACGUAUGCAGGGCUUAUUGUUUGAAUUGUCCAAUAAGUGUAUGGAAACCCGAUGAAUUUUUGGCUAUAUGCAGAGGUAGCUAGGAACAAUUUUGCCAUUCAUCCACAAGCGACCUGUUAAAGUUAUUAUUGUUGUUGUUUCGUAAUUCAGAGGUUGUGGACGAAGCUGAAAGGAGUUGGCCACAGCGAGCAUGCUCGAUACACAAUUGGUGACAGCAAACACGGUGGUGACAAUCAUCUACCGAUCUAUGUAGCAGACUGUAAGGAUAAAUGUAAUGAAACAACAAUAGGCAUAAUAAUUCUAACGCAAAUGAUAAAAUUCGACGUGGCGGGACAAAAAGGAAGCAACACAGAAUUCGAGCAUUGGAUAUACGAACAACGACAAAGCACAGAGACUAAGCUUAAGCAGACAUCGCUUUGUUGCUUUUAUGCAACAACAAUUAAUACCCAGACAUAAAUAUUAUAUGAAAAGUACACAGUCUUAUUUAUAUAGUCAACAUAAAUGUAUUGCUAGAUAGAAAAUAUAAACAAAUCUGAAUAAGGUCAAAAGUAGUUCAUCUGUAAGUUGUUAUAAUGAAAAUCACAAGCGUUCGUCUAAUGCUGGAUGUACACGCUAAGAAACCCUGUCUUCCGAAAAGUUAGGAUAAAGGCUCAACAACACUACUAUCGCUCAAUUAAAUGAUCCAUUGUGCAUCGAGAAAUGUGUGCAUUGAAACGUAAUGCAAAACGCAGACGGCGCUUAUAUUCAGGUUAACUAGUGAACCAUCAUAAUAUUAACAGAGAUUAACUCUCAGAGGUAACGUUCGAAUACGACCACAUCUAACAAAAAUAUAAUGGCAAUUCCAUUAAAGCUAUAUGCAUAAUGAUUUUCAUACACUGUAACCACAUACAAUAUAGUAUCCGUGUCCUGUCUCUGGUGCACAUGGGAAACAAACACGUCGUCGUAAACACGAAUUUAACUAUGGGUAGGCAUAGCUUGAAAUUAAUGGCCGGUUAGCUGUGUGUAGAUGGUGCGUGGUGAUCUAACCGAACAACUCUAAUCAACGUAAAACGAAAAAAACAGAUACGCAGUCAGCGACACGAGUAAUACCAUAUGCGCACACAAUAUUAUAUGGUUUCAAUACUCUGUUGUUUAGCGAAUAAAAUACUGUUAGAGUGUGUAAUGAUCACAACAGGAUUCGGAAAAGAGCGAACAAAAUGUGGUGUUUGACGCGAAUUUUCAGUCAAAGGUUUUCUGCGGAUUUCAUUAAAACAAUUCCCCCAUCCGCAGUUUUUCCUUACCUAAUGAGUCCAUCUUGCGAGAGCACAAAGCUAAGAGCAAACAGGAACAGGAAACGAAUAAAACGGAACAUAACUAGCACCAAGACACUUUGGGAGCAGUAGAGCUAUAAGAAAAUGCACUUGGUUGUGAUUAAGUUGAAAGUGAAAUAGAAACAGAAAGAACAGAGGUGAGGGAUGUUAAAAACUACAUGACGAGCUGCAAUAAAAUAUCAUCGGCA
Varroa destructor (honeybee mite) is the source of this 5776-nucleotide messenger RNA. RefSeq lists its product as uncharacterized. Lineage: Eukaryota; Metazoa; Arthropoda; Arachnida; Mesostigmata; Varroidae. Gene Ontology annotation, biological process: RNA 3'-end processing; polyadenylation-dependent ncRNA catabolic process. The record is from RefSeq and is a predicted model, not a curated record. Gene Ontology annotation, cellular component: nucleolus; TRAMP complex. Gene Ontology annotation, molecular function: mRNA binding; poly(A) RNA polymerase activity.